Molecule: messenger RNA, 2864 nt
Organism: Manis pentadactyla (Chinese pangolin)
Lineage: Eukaryota; Metazoa; Chordata; Mammalia; Pholidota; Manidae
Gene: SNAP47
Product: synaptosome associated protein 47
Exons: 5
Coding region: 292-1545 (417 amino acids)
Biological process (GO): exocytosis; synaptic vesicle fusion to presynaptic active zone membrane; synaptic vesicle priming
Cellular component (GO): SNARE complex; plasma membrane
Molecular function (GO): SNAP receptor activity; syntaxin binding
Source: RefSeq, a predicted model, not a curated record
ACCACUAGGGCAGGCACGCAGAGACCGCGCGAGUCCGGCGCAUCUGUGCGGAACCAAAAGCCCAAAGGAGAAGUUCCUGCCGGAUCCCGAACACCGGCGCUCCGGCUCUGGGCCUAAGUGCGCAGCCCGCUGCUGCCCUCUCCCGGCGCAGGCGCAGAAACGGCUCCAGCGUUGUUGCGCCAGCCCAGGUACGCCCGGCGUCUGCGCUUGUCAAACAGCUGUCGCCCGCAGUCUCGCCUCUUAAGUGACUCAGAGCAGGGUGGCCGUUGGCAGUGGGGCAAGCCGAUCCAGAUGAACAGAGAUGUCUGCAUCCAUGCCUGGCCGUGCUCCUACUAUUUGGAGUCUGAGAAGCAAUGGGUUCCUGGGAAACUGUCGUUAAUGCCUCUUUCCCUGAAGUUUACGGCCGAUAAAACCGGAGAGACGCUGGUUAGCUUUCCCCUCUCCAGUGUAACUGAGAUCAAGAAGGAGGCCUCCCACUUCAUCUUCAGCUCUAUCACUGUGCUGGAAAAGGACUGCCUGAAGCACUGGUUCAGUGCCUUGCAGCCUAGCCGCAAUGCCGCUUUCAGCACCAUCGAGCACUUCUGGAGAGCGCUGCUGUUGUCUGGGCCCCCAGCUGAGGCGGCCUCCCCACCGGUGACCGAGGGGAGGAAGCUGACUGCUCUGAUGGCCUGCUCCCAGAAGCGUCUGGAGGACACAUCCAGGGUCCUCCACCAUCAGGGUGAGCAGCUCGAUGGCAUUGCAAGGGGCCUGGACAGGAUGGAGUCUGAUCUGGACACGACUGACAGGUUACUGACAGAACUGGAAUCUCCUUGGUGGCCCUUUAGCUCCAGGAGUUGGAAGAUGCCAUCAGAAACAAAGCCCAGGGGAGGCACCUCCGUGGUUAGUUCCAGAGGUUUUGGAAAAGAAGGAAUAGUGAUCAACAUUCCUGCUCUCAUUUCCCAGGGAACAGAAUCGCAUGUUAAAUCAGGGAGGUUCACCAUCCUUGUUUCUGGGCUGGAAAUCCAUGACGCAGAUUCCUUGCUCAUGCACAGAUUUGAAAGAGAAGAUGUAGAUGACAUUAAGGUUCUCACACCUUAUGAAAUCAGCAUCCGCCAGCGGUUCAUUGGGAAGCCAGACAUAGCUUACCAAUUGAUAUCUGCCAAGAUGCCAGAGGUGAUCCCCAUUUUGGAAGUGCAGUUCAGCAAGAAGAUUGAGUUUUUAGACAGCACCUUGAUGCCCAGAAGCACUGGAACCUCCUCCGCAGCAGAGAAGGGCUACUCACUCUGGCACACAGCAUCUGAGCUAAUGGACCGUGCAGGGUGUUGUGAGCCCUCCUCGGGGAGCCCGGACAGCAGGCUGCCUUCAGUGCAGAGCAGCACGCCAUUCAUUUCCGAGGGAGACACCCAGGAGCUGGGACAGAUCCUGAGGAAGCUGAGGGGCCUUGCCUUAGACACUGAGGCGGAGCUGGGGAAGCAGAAUGAGGCCCUGGACAGCAUCACCACGGCCGUGGACCAGACAACCCUCACCCUCCACAAGCAUGACCGGAGGAUGAAGAAGCUGGCCUAGGACGCCAGCACCGGCAACGGCCAGGCAGGAGGCCAGCUGGGCCCAGGGCUGCUCGAGGGCCAGGCCACACGCCCAGGGUGGUGCCUACUGCCCUCGGGAGCCCUGCCUGCAGACCCUCCCAGUGUGGGCCAGCCUGUCCCUGCCAGGGAGGCCCCAUCCCCUCUCUGUUCUCACUGCCUCUCUGGGGGCCUCUGCUCCACUGCCCACCUGGCACAGACCCCAGCGGACCAGCACACCCUCCCCACUCACAGCCUGCCUGUUCUCUGUAGCUUAGCACACCCACUGCCUCACGUGCCCAUUUCCCCUGGGGGACAUGUGGGGUCCCCUGCUUGUGUCCUUACUUUAUAACAUCACUCAAGAGUCCAGCAAUCUGAUAUCCAGAAACACCCAAUAUAUUCCUAACAGCCCACAUACCUGCACAUGAAAUAGACCUUACUUCCCUGAAUAAGCUGAGUCAAUGUGCUUUAUUGUGUGCUUUCUACACAAACACAAGGGGAAUCUCACUCCUACAUCCACCUCCAGACACUGACUCUCCCCACCGCCCCACUGCAGGGCACCGACCAUCUUCCUGGGCCCCCACGCUAGUGCAGCCCCUCUGCAUCCACAUCAGAGGCGAGACUUGCUGGCUGGAGGCAAUGAUGUCAGGGAGUGGACCAAAGGGAGGAGAUGGGCAGGCAGGCUGGGAGCCUUGUGCCAUCCCUGCUGUGCCAGUCCUGAGAGUGGUGAUUGCUGGAACUUGGCAGAUCCCGUCAGGUCAGUGGAACCCUUGGUGAGCAGUGGGGCCAUCUAAGGCCAUUGUCAUCAUCAUCAGCCCCGGGUUUAGAUCAGGGUCUAAGGACGUCCUCCUGUGUUUACCUUCGUGACGAGGAGCUUGCCCUCUGAUUGGUGUUUGGUCCAUGUGCGGUCAAGCUCCCCUUGGGCUUUAUUCCUGCCCCUGAAUAUGUUUCCUUUGGCCUUUGACUGAUGCAGGUGGGUUAUGUUAGCUUGUCACCUUGAAAGGUGUUUGUACUUCCUGAAAUGCAUGGUUUGGGCCUGUUUCACACUCAAAGUGGAAAACUCAAGACCCAUGUAUAGGGCAGUUGUGAUACGAGCAAUAAGCUAAAAUGAACUGUUUGACAUUUCACCAAAAAUGGCUGAUUGUUUUGUUGGUUUAGGGCAUGGUUGGCAUACUUCUGAAAGACCAGGUAGACCUACACCAUCCUUGAUCCAGUGAGCAUCUAUCACACAUCUCAAGUCCACUGUUUACAUGAAGGCCGUCCAGGUUUAUGCACGAUGGGCUUGCCAUUUCCAAUAAAACUACCUGUGCAAUUGGAAUGUCA